Anopheles coustani is the source of this 1825-nucleotide messenger RNA. Its product is annotated as sodium- and chloride-dependent glycine transporter 2. The coding region runs from base 1 to 1770 and encodes 589 amino acids. Gene Ontology annotation, molecular function: glycine transmembrane transporter activity. Gene Ontology annotation, cellular component: membrane. Lineage: Eukaryota; Metazoa; Arthropoda; Insecta; Diptera; Culicidae. The transcript is spliced from 9 exons. The record is from RefSeq and is a predicted model, not a curated record. Gene Ontology annotation, biological process: sodium ion transmembrane transport.
AUGUUCCUAACCUUGAAAGUAUUAAUGAGUGUGAAUGAAGUCACGCGCAUUCGCGCCGGUGCUAUGGCUGCUAUCGAAGCCCGUGGCCAUUGGGCUUCGAAAACCGAAUUCAUCCUGUCGUGCAUGGGAUACGCGAUCGGGUUGGGUAACGUGUGGCGCUUCCCGUAUCUCUGCUAUCGCAACGGUGGUGGUGCCUUCCUGGUGCCCUACCUGCUGAUGUUGGUGCUGUGCGGGAUACCGCUGUUCUUCCUUGAGGUGUGCCUCGGUCAGUUCAGUGGAACCGGGUGUGUGACGGUGUUCAAGAUCGCACCAUUGUUCAAGGGUGCCGGUGUCGCGAUCAUCGUGAUCAACUUCAUCUGCACGGCGUACUACAAUGUCAUCAUAUCGUACCCGAUCCUGUUUCUGUGGCGAUCGCUACAGACGCACCUGCCGUGGGAGAACUGCCGGAACGCGUGGAACACCGAUCGGUGCUUGGAGUUGCGCGACGGUCAGCACAGGGACAUGUUUCUCAACAACAGCACAAUGGGUCACUUCCGUACACCGGCUGAUGAGUUCUUCCACAAUGAAAUCCUCCAGAUUUCGGACGGUAUCGAGCACCCGGGAGGUAUCGUGUGGCCCCUGUUCGUAUGCAAUGUGCUCGCAUGGCUCGUCAUCUUCUGCUGCAUCGCUAAGGGUGUCGAGUCGGUCGGCAAGGUGGUCUACUUUACGGCCACCUUUCCGUUUGUCAUCCUCGCGGUACUGCUCGUACGGGGCGUGACGCUGCCCGGCGCGCUCGAGGGCAUUCGGUUCUACAUCGUACCGCAGUGGGAUCAACUGCUCAAUCUGAAGGUGUGGGCGGACGCGGCCGUACAAAUUUUCUUCUCACUCGGACCCGGUUGGGGCGGGAUCGUAAACAUGGCCAGCUACAACCAGUUCAAGAACAACGGCAAACUCGAUUCGAUCUUCAUCCCGAUCGUCAACUGCGGGACGAGCAUUUUGGCCGGGUUCGUCGUGUUUUCCGUACUGGGCUUUUUCUCGCAUCAAACUGGUCUUCCGGUGGCUAGAGCUGCAACCGGUGGACCUGGGUUAGCUUUCAUCACCUACCCGGAGGCGAUCAGUAUGCUUCCCCUGGCUCCCUUGUGGGCUUGCCUAUUCUUUAGCAUGCUGUUUCUGCUGGGAAUAGAUAGUAUGUUCGUGCAAAUCGAGGCCAUUAUAUCCUCGGUUCUGGAUGUAUUUCCGUCGCUGCGUGCCAAGAAAUUGCUCAUCACCGCCAGCACUUGUGGGCUGCUCUUUCUGCUCUCGAUAUCUUGCGUCACAAGGGGUGGAAUGUAUCUGAUACAGCUGCUGGACUGGUACUCGGCCUCGAUUUCGGUGAUACUGGUUUGCAUCGUGGAGGUCAUCGCUGUGGCGUGGAUCUACGGCUGUGGCAACUUUGUCCGUGACGUGCAAUUUAUGAUCGACCGGAAGGUCGAGCAGUACUGGAUCGUUGCGUGGAAGUUUGUCACACCGGUCGUGUUGACUUUUAUUUUCUUCACCACGAUCGCUUACAAUACAGAGGUAUCUUAUGGGACUGGUGGAAUCUAUCCCCGCUGGGCUAUAAAACUCGGAUGGGCUAGCAGCUUUCUGUCAAUGUUUUGUAUUCCUGCAUAUAUCGUUUUCAAGCUGGCAUUUGCAGAGGGAUCGUUACUAAGGCGCGUAAGGGAGCAGCUGAAACCUCAAGACUGGGGUCCGGCUGAUGCCGAUCAGCGGGCGUUGUGGAUCGAUCACGUUCAGUGCAUGCAGAAAGCCUAGUUAUUUUAUUGUAAGUUUUGUGAAGAUUUUCCGUGCCAUAUGUUGAAUAAAAUCU